Messenger RNA from Rotaria socialis, 1179 nucleotides. The record is from the annotation of a GenBank genome assembly. NCBI's taxonomy places the organism in Eukaryota, Metazoa, Rotifera, Eurotatoria, Philodinida, Philodinidae.
AUGACGAAUGAGGCAACAUUAGUUACGCCAGAUCCUUGGUCAAUGAAAACCAAUUUAACAAGUUCCUAUCAGCAAACACUGUCUGACCAAUUAAACCAACCAACAAGACAAGCGACAUUUGUUGGUGCAAUACUUGCGUUUGUAUUUAUAUUUUUUGGUCUCAUUGGAAAUGUUAUUCUAAUAACAACAAUACUUUCUGUGAAAAAACUUCGAUCUCAUAUUAUAAAUAUUUUUAUUGUUUCGCUGCAAUUUAAUGAUUUACUUAAUAUUGGUUUUAAUCAAUUUUUUGUCGGUCUGUCGUACGCUAAUCGUGGUUGGCUGGGCGGUCCUAUAUUAUGCAAAUUAGUUACGUAUUUUUCAACGAUUUGUAUGGGCUGUCUUCUUUGGCACCAUUGUCUGAUUGCCAUACAUCGAUUAAUUGUUGUUGUUUAUCCAAAUUUACUACGUCGUAUGUCAAUAAGAAUUUAUAUUAUCGUUUCACUUGUUAUAACAAGAAUAUUACCUAUAUUAUGUUGUAUACCAUCAUUUUUAACAGAUUCUAUAGCUUAUUCAUCACAAGCAUUACGUUGUUCAAUAUGUAAUAAAUUUCAAAUCUAUAUUAAUAUAACAAUACUUAUUUUAUUACCAAAUGUAAUUAUUAUAUUUUGUUUUGUUGGAAUAUUUUUGCAUGUUUUACAUGCAACACAUGUAAGCGGAAGAAGAAAUAAUACGACAGUAUCAACGUCACAUUCAUUAAGACGUGAAAUACGUAUAACAAAAAUGUUUGCUGCUUUAUUUACAUUAUUUUUUCUUGGAUAUCAUCCAUACGGUUUUGUACGUGCAUAUGAUAAGCGUCGUCAACUACAUCCGGAUAUAUAUGUUCUAUUAACAUUACUGUAUUGUAUUUCAAUAUGUGCAUCACCACUAGUCUACGGUAUUAUGAAUAAUCAAUUGCUUCAUGAAUCCAUGAGAGUUGUAUUUAAUUGUUGGCAUUGUCAAAAAAUCGAUAAUUGUAAAAAGUAUUCCCAUCAGCGAUUAAAGACAAAGGCAAAAAAAUCUUCAAUACUAACUAACGGUAUUAAUAAUGCCAAUUGUAAUCGUGUAAAUCCACCAAUAACAGUGUCUAUGCAUACAUCAACAUCAAGAUCCUUAAAAAACGAAACUAAUUCUAUAACCGUAUUGGAUACAUCUCAUGUUUAA